UGUGCGGCGGCGGUGGCGGCGUCGACGUCGGCCCAAGCAGCCCGUUCAGAAGAGAGGGAGGCAACGUGGCCGACGGCGUCAGCGGCCCUGGUCGCAGAUGACCACCUUCGCCUUGAUCAGGCAGUGGUAACUGGUUCUUCGACCAACGUCAUGUUACGUCAAGUCACGCUACGUGAUGUCAAGCCACGCCGCAUGCCACAUCAUGCCAAGACACGUCAAGCCAUUCACAUCGCGUCAAGACAACACUUCGUCACGUCAAGCCACGUCACGUCAAACCACCCCUCAUCAUAUCAAGCCACGUCACGUCAAGCCACAAUAAUGUUUGUUGUUACAAUGUGCUAGUAUGUUUUUGAUUCGAGCUACGUCUAGGGCUUUUUUACUUGGAUUUUUAUAUAUUUCUGCUAGCACCAAGGGCUACUUGCUCUCCUGGCGUUUCGAUACCGGCUGCUUCUACACUAACUGACUUCUCUCCUCGAUUUAUGGACGUCCCUACCAGCACACCGGACUUCGCAUUUGGAUAAUCUAAGCAUAGGGUGGAAAAUAAUAGGGUUCGUAUACGUUUCAUUAAAUGCGGGAUUGUCCCGUUUACCGAGUUCUGUCCCGUCUCGUAAAACUUGUCGCAACGCCGAAAUGUUACAUAUUUUGCUUCGUCCGAUUUUUCGCUUUUAAUUGCCGUAGAUGAAAUAGUUCCCGUGAUAGUGCGACAAAAAACAACAAGGGGGUCAAGCGCACUCCAUUAAAAAUACUACCGCACCAUAACACCAUUUUGGCAUCGCUCCGUCGGGCCUCGUUGCGGUUCAGCCGCCUGGAGCUGACACCCCAGCUGCCCCACGAAGAACAAACCCUCUCAGGAACCUCAUGAAGGGGGAAAUACGCUAAUGAAGGACCAGUGCCGACGGUGGCAACGACGAACAUCUCCGAGUGGCAAGUGAUGGGAAACGGUCGAGUUUUGGUGGCUCCCAGCGAGUGCUCAGCGCGCAGUGCUGCCAUCUUCCUGCGACCGGGAGCUGUUCAACACCAUACACCCGUCAUCAAUCCCAUUCCCUCACGUCCAUCUUCACCCUCCCAUCCGAUAAUCACCAUUACCAAUCCUUGUAACUUUUCCUUGUCCCGAAACAUUUCCCCUUUUCAAUUUGUACUUAUUGAUGUUUUGGGUUGAACUGUCCCGUGUGAGUGACAUUAUUCUGCAACAAGUCACUUCUUUGUUGUCAUAAAAUUAAUUUACAGUCAGUUGAA
This is a messenger RNA of Gryllus bimaculatus (two-spotted cricket), 1236 nucleotides long. The record is from the annotation of a GenBank genome assembly. Lineage: Eukaryota; Metazoa; Arthropoda; Insecta; Orthoptera; Gryllidae.